AGAAAUGAGGGUCUUCAACCGGGAUCUCCGUCGUUUAAAAACCAUCACAACUGAGAAAUACUACAACAGGAUUUAUAAAUACAACGACAAUCAACUCGUGUGUGGUGGUCAUUAUAUUAGAGACAUAACACAAGAAGAGAGACACAAGAAAUACCGAAGAAUAUGGAAGAACAACAAGGAUUACUAUUAUUGCAUUGACUCCGACAUCUUUGACCCUUAUUAUGUGGAUGUGGUUGAUAUCAAAGAUGGGAAAUGUAAAGAUGAAGUGUGUGAUGGGAAGAUGAGAAGAUGGGGAAGGUUUGAGGGAUAUGAAGGGGUGGUGGAUGGUGUGGGAGUCACAUCUUUUGGUGAUGUUGUUGUUUUGAGGAGGGAGUUAGGAGUGAGGGAAGUUUUUUGUUUAGUGGAAUGGUUCAGGGAAAAGUCUUUGGUGAGGAGGAUAAGAAUAGCAGAAGAAAGGGUUUUUGGUCUGGAAUAUUAUUAUACUGCAAGACCUCGUCUGACCAUAAUUGGUGAAUGUGUUUAUAUAACAGAUUUCAUAAACAAUAUUUACGAAAUACCUCGACAUAUUGAAGAGGAAACAUCUGAAGAUGAUGAAAUCCUGAGAUUAGAAGAUAAUCCAAAAUAUUUACUCCUCAGAGGGGAUGAUAAUGAAGUCUUUGAAGUUCUUGGUUUGGAUGUUUCAGACAAUUCUUUGAUGGUUUUUGGAAUUAUUCCUGGACGUCAAUCUUUUGCUUUCUUUUAUUUUGACAAAUAAAUAUUUCCAGAAAUA
Molecule: messenger RNA, 769 nt
Organism: Octopus sinensis (East Asian common octopus)
Lineage: Eukaryota; Metazoa; Mollusca; Cephalopoda; Octopoda; Octopodidae
Exons: 2
Coding region: 5-754 (249 amino acids)
Source: RefSeq, a predicted model, not a curated record